Mesorhabditis spiculigera is the source of this 741-nucleotide messenger RNA. Lineage: Eukaryota; Metazoa; Nematoda; Chromadorea; Rhabditida; Rhabditidae. The record is from the annotation of a GenBank genome assembly.
AUGAGCCUCGUACUGGUUGUCGCUGGCUUGGUGCUACACCCAGAUACGAUCUGCUACGUUUCUGGAAAUCACGAAUUGGCCAGUUGCCAUCGACAGUAUGGUUUCCUACAUCAGCUCAAGGACGAGGGCUACCCGGACUAUCUAUAUGCGUGCAUUCGCGGCUUCUUCGACGCGCUGCCCCUGAUCGCCAUCAUCGACCAGCGUAUUAUGGCGGUGCACGGCGGAAUUGGUCCCGAGGUGACAGCCAACGUCAUCCGAGAUGGAUUCGACCCGCGCGGCCCGCUGACACGCACGCUGAAGAAUGCGCUCCUUUGGAGCGAUCCAAAUCAUAAUAUCAGAAACUAUGCGGACAACCUGAUCCGUGGCGUUGGUUAUUGUUUCGGUGUUGAAGCCAUUGCCGAUUUUCGCCAUCGAAUGGGCAUCGACUUCAUCAUCCGUGCACACCAAGAGAUGAACACCGGCAUGCACUUUUUCGGCGAUUGGUUGAUCUCGCUGUACACGACUUGUCGCCGGGAUUCUGGAGAGGAGCGGCAGGGCAUCCGCGACACGGACAAGGACGCGAACGCGGAGAUCGGCGGCGUGCUCGUCUACGACGGCAACCAGGCAUUCACCAUGGUCCACUUCAUUCCCCUGUACAAUUUCUACGCCUCGCAUGCCAAAUUCACCGCCGCCUUCAAUCGAAAAAUUGUCAAAGACGGCGUCUUCGCCGAGGCCAACUACGACACUGCUUUUAUGGGGAUC